Messenger RNA from Myzus persicae (green peach aphid), 1537 nucleotides. RefSeq names its product 15-hydroxyprostaglandin dehydrogenase [NAD(+)]-like. NCBI's taxonomy places the organism in Eukaryota, Metazoa, Arthropoda, Insecta, Hemiptera, Aphididae. Gene Ontology annotation, molecular function: oxidoreductase activity, acting on the CH-OH group of donors, NAD or NADP as acceptor. Bases 447 to 1274 code for a protein of 275 amino acids. The record is from RefSeq and is a predicted model, not a curated record. The transcript has 6 exons. Gene Ontology annotation, cellular component: cytoplasm.
UAGUAAAUAUUUUAUCUACCUACCUAUUAAUUAGCAAUUACUAUAACACUAUAAAUUGAUACAACAUUUUUUUUUUUUAAGAGUGAUUUUCGAGUCUAUAUUUUUGGUUUAUUAAAUAAUUUUUUUUCAAUAGAGUUCUCUAGAGAGUAAAGGUGUUAAAAUAAAUCUAUUCAGAGCAUUGAAGACAAUAUUUAUACCGGCAGUGAUCGGCUCGCCAUACGAGUUUAUUCGACCUAUUCGGCGAAAGCUGACGAAUACUUCCGAAUGCUCGUGAACGUUGACUACACUGCUUACUUGAUGGGUCACACACGGAUGUACGUGAUCAUUCGUUUGUUUUUGUUCGCUGGUGUGUUGUACGCACCUUAGAGUUUACAAGAUCAGAUUUUGUGUAAUACUUUUUUAAUCGACUGGUCGUUGUUUGGCAUUUUGACACUAACUAUAUAGCGAUGAACACGCUAAGUUCAAACGGUGAAUUACACGGAACUGUAGCACUGGUAACAGGUGGUGGUCGAGGAAUGGGUCUCGCAAUCGUCGACGAGCUGCUCAAAAACGGUGCAUAUGUUUCGUUAAUAGAUAUCAACAAAGAAAUAAGAAAUAAUGCGAUCAGUGAAUUAGAAAUCAAAUACAAAUUAUCUUCAAAAAGUAGAUUAAUAUUCAUAAAGUGUGAUGUUACCAAUGAAAUCGAAUUCGAAGAUUCUUUUAAGAAAACUAUUGAGCAAUUUGGGAAAAUAAACAUUGUUGUUAAUAAUGCUGGUAUCAUGACCAAGUAUAUGACUUCUUGGGAGCUAGCUAUCGAUUUAAAUUACAAAGCAGUAGUUCGAGGUACCAUGUUAGGUCUCAAAUACAUUGAAAACAAUGAAGACAAAAAGUCUGCAGUCAUUAAUGUAGCAUCGAUAGUUGGACUAUCCAACACUGUCUUGCCCAUUUACCAAUCGACCAAAAGAGCUGUUAUCGAAUUCACAAAAUCUAUUGGAUGUCCGUUCAAUUCGAAAGCGACCGGAAAUAACGUUAGAGUCAUGGCCAUUUGUCCUGGCGCCACGUUUGACGGAUUUGAAAAUAACAUUGAAGGGAAAAAUGCCUUACAGCAAGAAAUUGAGGACUUGAUUACGAGUGGUGAAGAAAUCCCAAAUCCAAAUAGAAUUCUAAUAAUACAGAGCACUGAUUAUUAUAAAGCUGCAUUUCUUCACAUUAUGAAAAACGGCAAAAAUGGAGAAGUUUGGAUAGCCGAAAACGAACAGCCUCCGAGACUUACACAUUUCUCCACUCAAUAUUAAAUAUUAUAUUAAAUAUCAACUCCUUAUAGAAUUUUAAUAUUCUAAAUUCUAUAAAUUAUGUUGAAAUAAUUAAUUAAUACAUUAAGGCACCAUGCGUCAAUGUAAUAUUGUCCAAUGUCCAAUAAUGAUCCUGUUCUAUAAAAUCAACCAAAUUUGAUCAUUUUUUUUUCAACUUAUUAUAGAAGGUCAUAUUCUACGUUCCACAUUUAACUCUGUUUUUCAAUGUCUUCAAUAAUAAUACAGUUUUAAGAUUUUUUUAUGAA